AUGACGUCGACUGUUAAUGAAAACGAUCAGCCAAUGUGGAAUAAUUUUAAUCUAUUUGCUUCCACAACGGAUAGUGUAACGGAAGAAACAAUUAAGUUUCAAGGAACAAUUCCUGAAUGGUUAAAAGGUACUCUUUAUCGUAAUGGUCCAGGAGCAAAUGAAGUCAAUAAUGAUUUAACAACAUCGGUUUAUCAUGCAUUCGAUGGUUUUGCUUAUAUUCAAAAAUAUAAUAUUGAUGGACCAUCGCAAACAGUUCGUUUUCGUGGUUCAUUUAUUAAAUCACGUGCAUACACUGAAGCAUUAAAACAUGGCCAUUUAACUGUACGACAAUUUGGUACAGAUCCAUGCAAAUCAAUUUUUGGUCGAUUUCAAUCGCUUUUUAUGCGACGUGACCCAAGUACAUUUUCUGAUGAUACAGGUGUUACCGUUCAACUCGUGCAGAAUGAAUUAUUAGCACUUACAGAAACAAUAGGAGGCAGCGUCAUGGAUCCUGACACAUUGGAAUUUUUAGGUCCACUGAGAGCUCUUCCUUAUGAUCAAAAAGUCGAUUCGGAACUCUUCACACUGACGACAGCUCAUGUAAUGCAUGAUGACAAACGCCAAAUGACAGUUGGCUACGGCGGAAGAAUUUCACGUAAAGAACAUUGGCUGGAUGUUAUCUUCAUAUCGGAUGAGCCAUCAAAGACAGAUAAAAUAGAAGAUGGUGAUAUAGAUGAGCAGUUGUCUCUCAAAGAUCAUUUUAUUCAUAUUACAAGAAAUAUGAAUGAACGUUGCAAAGAUUAUAAUCAACGUAUUAAAUCAAGUGCAAAAAUGUUUCGUUUUCCGUAUGAAAAUCCAUGUUAUAUGCAUUCGGCAUCUAUUAGUGAAGAUUAUUUGAUUUUUACAGAAAUUCCAUUGCAUUUUAAUACAUUCAAUGCCAUUUGGAAUAGUAUUAGCGGUGGAACAAUAAUCGAUAUGUUUAAAUGGCAUGGUCAAACAAAGCCAACUUACUUUCGUAUUAUUAGUUUAGAUACUGGUGAACAAAUAGCACGUAUUCCUGGUCCAGCAUUUUUUAUGUUUCAUCAUAUUAAUUCGUACCAAAGCAAAGAUAAUAAAAAGAAAAUUACUGUUGAUAUUUGUGGCUUUGAUGAUCCUCGAAUUAUUAAUGAGCUUUAUUUAGACAAACUACGUGAAAAUAUAUUUCCUUCAGGUGCUGGUUAUCUUAGAAGAUUUGAAUUAGAUUUAGACGCCAAUACAUGUAUUGAAUCAAACGCGAAUGCAAGAGAACCCAAAGGAAUUCACCGUGAGAGUUAUGCCAAUAGUCUUGUGCCAGUUCAAUUUGAAUUACCGCGUAUCAAUCCAAUCUUUAUUACUAAACCGUAUCGAUAUAUAUAUGCUGUACGUGCACCACCUGGUCGAUUGUUUGAUGGAUUAAUUAAAUUAGAUGCUGAAUCAAAACAGCAGGUAGCUGUAUGGGAAGAACCAUGUUCAUCGCCAAGUGAACCUAUUUUUGUUCCGCGACCUGAUGCAAAUUCUGAUCAAGAAGAUGAUGGAGUUGUUUUAUCGAUCAUUUUAGAACAACACGCAAAACGAUCAUUUAUACUUGUGCUUGAUGGCAUCACAUUUAAAGAACUUGCUCGUGCUUAUCUUCCUAUUCAUAUUCCUUUAUCGUUUCAUGGUAAUUUUUAUUAA
Rotaria socialis is the source of this 1671-nucleotide messenger RNA. Lineage: Eukaryota; Metazoa; Rotifera; Eurotatoria; Philodinida; Philodinidae. The record is from the annotation of a GenBank genome assembly.